Molecule: messenger RNA, 3726 nt
Organism: Lycium ferocissimum
Lineage: Eukaryota; Viridiplantae; Streptophyta; Magnoliopsida; Solanales; Solanaceae
Product: pentatricopeptide repeat-containing protein At4g21190
Exons: 2
Coding region: 2743-3585 (280 amino acids)
Molecular function (GO): protein binding
Source: RefSeq, a predicted model, not a curated record
AAGGUACCGAAUUCCUUAUUCCUUUUUAUCAUGACAAAAUAUGGCAAUUAUAUAAUAAAUGUUAUAUAAAAUUGAGAUGAUUAUAGAAGAUUAGGCUGUCAGAUCUAGUGUAGCUCGUUUGAAUCUAGUCUGAGUAAUUUGCCCACAUCUGCUUCGAUACAGACCGCAUACAUCUGCUUAAUCUGAGCAUCCAUUCAUGUCCUCUGGAAAUUUUCUACACAGAAAAAUAGAUUGAAGUUUGAAUCCAAUAGGCACUUCCCUUGAUUUUCCUUAUCUUAUAUACCUCUUUUUGUCAUGUUGAGUUUCCCAGAAUGAAGCGGCAGCCUAAGUUGCAACCUACACUGUUUUUCAUGUAUCAGUACUUCAGAAGAUUACACCAAAAAUAACCUGAACAUUCUAGGCAAAUUAAAAUACACUACAACAACAAUCAAGCUCUUAAGAAUGAAGCACAUUUGCUAAGUCAAAGAUGACGCAGUACAAGCUCUAGAAGUCAAAACUGAAAAUUACUACAUAUUUUUUGUUUUUGUUUUUGAUAAGGUAAAGUAUUUUAUUGAUAAUACAGUUCCAAAAGGGUGCUGCUUAUGUUACAUAAUACCGGACUUCAACAGAUACUACACAAAAACAGAAUCUAGCAAGUCCAAGUCAAAUAUACUAAUUACAGUAUUAUCUCUAUGCCAACCAAACCAGUUUUGAAAAUAUCUGAACUUCAUAAGCAAAUCAUCUCCUUCUUUCCUUCAAUGCAUCUUUUGUUUCUCUCAUGCCUUAUUGUCCAUUGAUGCAAAGGGGAUUAAUUUCCAAAUCUUCUUUUUUUUUUUUUUCUAUGCUUUGCCCUUGCCAGCAGUUUAGUAAAUCUUUAAAGCUCUGUGGCAUCACCCAAUGAACACCAAAGAUGUUUAGAAAUAAGGACCAGAUAAGCCACGUUUGUUUACAAUUACAGUACUGCAGUAAAUAAUUAACCGUUUCAGCAGAGCAUUCACAAAGAAAACACCUGUUACAUAGCCAAACACCCCUUCUCUGUAGAUUGUCUAGAUUCAAACAAGCCCUGUGCAGGAAUACCCAUUCCACCUAAAAUGCACGGAAUUCGUUGAUAAUUAGAAUAGAUUCGUAGACCAGGUCAACUGAUUCGUUUUCAGGUUAAACUAUUUCUAUAGGGUCUUUUCCUCUUCCUUCUAUGUCGUAGGGUUAAAACUUAAAACCAAAAAAUAUUUGUUUUUUUCUCACGUUUUCAAUAAAGCCCUCUUGUAAAAGUAUUUGAACAAUAUUUUCAGUAAUAUUAGUGGAUGCUAUUCGAACCACCCUUUUUCGAUCCAUUCCAGCAUCCAAAGCAUGCUACUUUAGUUGGAGCUUUAGUAUUCUACUGCAUUUUCCAGGGCCAAAGUGUCUUAGCUACAUAAGUAUAUUCUUGUGACAGUUUGUAGCAAGAUUUCACAGCGAAAGUUCCUGUUUUAUUUGCAAGCUUAGAUCUGUGUAUCUUUCUUAUCUUCAAUAAUUAUUGCUGCCUGCAUUUUCUGCAAAAAACGAAGCAACUUCCUCCAAUUCCCAUUCAUUAAGGCCUCUGCUAAGUUGUAAAUCUCAACCACCAUCGGUUAGACAGUCAGCCAGUGAACACUCUUGUUCAAUACCAAACUAUAGAUGAUAGGAAAUUGAUCUUUAGCAACCUCACAUCAGACCAUCUAUAAGACCACAACUUAUUCUUUUUUCACCUGAAUAUCUGCGCAAUACAAUUUUAACAAAUAUCAAAUGAGAACCAUUAUGGUAAGUUUACCUUGCGCUGCAGUUUGACAGACCAGAUACAACUUAUCCUACAAACUUACACAUUUCCAUCCCCUCUCUCUCAGAGAUGACUUUGACAUCUAGGACCGAUAAUAAAACAACUAAUAUAAUUAACUACAGAUAUCAUAUCAUAUGCACUCUCAAGGAUCAAAAAGAGAGUAUGAGACCUAUUGAAAUAAUUCACAAGAACAUUCUCCUCUAGCUUGAGUUGAACGUCAUAUAAUUCUAGCAACAGUCAAAUGACUAAUAUUCUGUGUUGAGACUUGAGACUCAGGAAAUUUACUUGAAUAUGCAGAAAAGAGACAAAAGAGGCCCACAUAGAUAUCAAAACAGAUUUCAAAAACCUACAGCUUCUAGCCAAUGCUAAUAAAGCACAAAAUAACAGCACUUAUUCAUAUGGAAAGAAGGAUGAGUAUCAAUUAAUUCAAUCCUACUGCUGAGGCAACUGCAAUAUCAGUUCUUCUAUUACUACAGAAUCUAGUUUUCAUUCUCAAUUACUCCGACUAAUUAACAUACUUUAGCCGGCAUAUCAAAGUUUGAAUUGCCACAGCAAAGAUUUAGCAAUUAAAAACACCAAACCUUUCAAAUAGAUGUAUCACCAACGUUGGGAUGAUAAACCACAACCACCAGGAGGCAUAGUGCCAAAACUUCCAAAAGCGCCACUUGUUUACUUUUUAGAUUGCAACAUAAACAUCAAGAGAACUUUUAGCGUAUACCUUGAAUUCCCAGCUUUUUGUGCAUAGAACUUUUGAUUUCACUAUGUUGUUUGCCUUUGAAUCUAAGUAUCUGCUAACAGGUAUCCGUUAUCUUUUGUUAUUUUAUCGAUUCUCAAGUGUUGGAACUUACUGACUUAUAAAAAUAUUGGUGAUUUACUGUCGUGGCAAUGCAAAUUAUGUCCUGAAAAUUUCUACUCUGAUAAUUCAUGCACUGAUACCUUGUUGUUUUUACUUGAGGGCCAGGCUACAUAUAAUGUCCAGAUCAGCAAUAAUUACAAGGCUGGCUAGACAAAUUAGUCAACUUACAGUGAACAGAACUUCCGUCCUCACUUGCAGUUACAGUACAGAUGUGCGACAUUCAAUCCCCAAAAAGAGUGAUGCAGGGACAAUAGGGUCCUUUGGUGAUCGAUUUAGCAAUAAAUCACCCUCUUCCUUUGCACAAAACCCCAUUGGAGGCGAAUGCAAACCCCAAGUAGGAGAAAAUGUCUCAAGGAAGGAUAAGAUCAGCUUUCUUGUAAAUACUCUUCUUGAUCUAAAUGAUAGUAAGGAAGCUGUAUAUGGUGCACUUGAUGCUUGGGUUGCGUGGGAGCGGACUUUCCCCAUUGGACCCCUAAAGCAGGUAUUACUCAAACUAGAGAAAGAGCAACAGUGGCAUAGAAUUGUUCAGGUCAUUAAGUGGAUGUUAAGCAAGGGUCAGGGAAAUACAAUGGGAACGUAUGAGCAGUUAAUUAAAGCACUGGAUAUGGAUCACAGGGCAAAAGAGGCACAUGAGUUUUGGAAUAAGAAAAUUGGCUGCGAUCUACAUUCUGUGCCAUGGCGGUUGUGUAGUCUUAUGAUUUCUGUAUAUUACCGUAAUCAUAUGCUUGAGGAUCUUACUAAGCUAUUCAAGGGCUUAGAAGCAUUUGAUCGGAAACCUCCCGAAAAGUCAAUCGUGCAGAAAGUAGCUGAUACAUAUGAGGUGCUAGGCUUUGUUGAUGAGAAGGAUCGCGUACUAGAGAAGUACAAAGACUUGUUUACGGAGACAUGGGAUGGAAAUCCAAAGGGAUUGAGAGGGUCUCGAUCCCAAAGAAAACAAAAACAGGCACAGGAAAAUUAAGUGUUAUAUCAAAUAUGUAUGUUUAGUGUGCAGGUGUUUGAUAUCAGUUAGAAAAUGUGAUUGAAACAUGUACCUGAACGAAAAAACAGAAUUGUGAUAUCAUGCUUCAUGUUUUGAGAUUGAUGAAAUUUCAUUGCUUGA